AUGGCGGUCAUGCAGAAGGCGUUUCGGCGGGACGGGCUCUCUAAGGAAGCCUCCGUUGGCAGCUCCCAACCGGCUCCCAAGCAGGCGGCUGGGCCCUGGUGCCAGCCCUCUAGCAAGCCUCCAUACCGCUGGCCUACAGCAGGACCUGCUGGUCAGGAGAGUGUCUCAAGGAGGAAGCGGGGACGCCCCUGUGCUCCAGCCAGGCCAGCCCUGCCCCCCGGGAGGAGGAGUGGACCCCUGUGCUCCUCCAGCCAGGCCAGCCCUGCCCCCCGGGAGGAGGAGUGGACCCCUGUGCUCCUCCAGCCAGGCCAGCCCUGCCCCCCGGGAGGAGGAGUGGACCCCUGUGCUCCUCCAGCCAGGCCAGCCCUGCCCCCCGGGAGGAGGAGUGGACCCCUGUGUUCCUCCAGCCAGGCCAGCCCUGCCCCCCAGGAGGAGGAGUGGACCCCUGUGCUCCUCCAGCCAGGCCAGCCCUGCCCCCCAGGAGGAGGAGUGGACCCCUGUGCUCCUCCAGCCAGGCCAGCCCUGCCCCUGGGGAGGAGGAGUGGACCCCUGUGCUCCUCCAGCCAGGCCAGCCCUGCCCCUGGGGAGGAGGAGUGGACCCCUGUGUUCCUCCGGCCAGGCCAGCCCUGCCCCCCGGGAGGAGGAGUGGACCCCCUGUGUUCCUCCGGCCAGGCCAGCCCUGCCCCUGGGGAGGAGGAGUGGACCCCUGUGCUCCUCCAGCCAGGCCAGCCCUGCCCCUGGGGAGGAGGAGUGGACCCCUGUGCUCCUCCGGCCAGGCCAGCCCUGCCCCUGGGGAGGAGGAGUGGACCCCUGUGUUCCUCCGGCCAGGCCAGCCCUGCCCCCCGGGAGGAGGAGUGGACCCCCUGUGUUCCUCCGGCCAGGCCAGCCCUGCCCCCGUGA
Molecule: messenger RNA, 900 nt
Organism: Perognathus longimembris pacificus (Pacific pocket mouse)
Lineage: Eukaryota; Metazoa; Chordata; Mammalia; Rodentia; Heteromyidae
Product: splicing factor 3A subunit 2-like
Exons: 2
Coding region: 1-900 (299 amino acids)
Source: RefSeq, a predicted model, not a curated record